AUGGAAAAUUUACCACUUAUACCAGGCUACAGGUUUCAAGAUCCAAGUAUUAAAGAUUAUAGAUUAUUACAAAAAUUUAAUGUUUUAAAUGGCUAUCGUGUAGUAUGUGAUAGAAAUAUUGGUAUUGGAGGAAGACCAAUAGAUAUUGCAUCUAGUGCAUAUGUAAAAGAGGAGGAUUCUUUUCAGUAUGAUCCAUCAUUAACGUAUGGUCGCGUGAAAAAAUAUGCACAUCGUCAAUUUAUACCACAUUAUGCAUUAUUUGCGCAAAAAUGUCUCUGUUUUAAGGCAUUUUUUCGUCAAGGAGUGUUUAAUUCUCCAGACGAACAUUUUCGUAUACGCUAUGUUAAUAUAAUAUAUUAUUUGGAGGAUGAUACUCUAUGUAUAAUUGAACCUGCAAUUGACAAUGCUGGCUAUCAACAAGGAAAACUUGUUAAACGCAACAAGAUUGUAAAAAAUAUAAAUGGUGAUACAUUUCAUUGGAAAGAUCUUAAUGUUGGAAUUGAUAUAUGUAUUUAUGGUGUAGUUUAUCAUAUUAUUGAUUGUGACCUAUUUACUAGAGAGUUUUUAAGUAGCCAAGGUAUAGAUGUUGGAGAUAAAGAACAACCUCCUGUAGAUCCUUAUACAGAACUGAAAGUAAACAAACCAAAAAAGCCGACAUUUACUACACAAAUUUUAGAUGAUAUUAGACGGCGAUUUUUAGAAUAUGAUAAAAUGGUAUUAUUGUUUACUGCAACAUGGAAUGAUGAUAUUUAUCAAAUUAUGUAUUUCUUGAUGGAUGAUACGAUAUCCAUUCGUGAAAUACAAAAACCUAAUAGUGGGAAAGAUCCGGUAUCAAUGCUCUUAAAAAGAAUGAAAAUACCAAAAGAUUGGAAAAAUUUACCAUCGACUUAUCCUGCUAUAUAUAUGGAAUACGGUGACCCAGAGAUUGUUGAAUAUUAUGCACCAAAUGAUUUUUUAAUAGGUAGUACGAUUUUUAUAUUUAAUCGUCCAUUUUUUUUGCUUGAUUGUGAUUCUUUUACUCGAAAAUAUUAUUCAGAUAUGUUGAGAAUAACACAACCGGAAGGAAUUCCACUUCCAACAAAAGAUAUUAUGAUAUUACGGGAAUAUCAACCUCCACCGCAUAUAAAUUUUGGUACACCUGAAGAUACUUACGCUUCUUGUUUGUCGCUUAUACCUAAACCACCUAAAAAAGAUGUUAUUCGACAACUUCUUAAUUUUCCCAAGAAAUUACGUUAUUCCAUGCAAAUGAAUGCGGUACAUCCAGAAGAUGAAAAUCGUGAUUUUAUUUUAGAAUAUAAUUUAAAUGAUGGUACGAUUCUCAUACAAGAACUAGAAAAACGUAAUUCUGGCCGUCGCAAAGGUUGCUUUUUAAAAGCAACACUAGUCCCAAAACCAAAAACUGGAAGAGAUAAUCCAGAAUACUAUACUCCUCGAGACUUUUAUAUAGGGGCAAAAAUUAAUAUUUUUAAUCAUUACUUCAUUAUAACUGGCAGUGACCUUUUCGUAUACCGUUACAUUGAAACGAAUCCUGAUAAGUUUCCACAAGAAGUACGAGAUAAUAUUCGUAAUUAUUUACUUAAACAAAAUUUACUUUCUAAUGAUAUAAAAAUAGAAAGCAAAAUUGUUCAAAAUGAAGAAGAUGCAAAAUUACAGUCAAUCAAACCAAUUGAAGUGAAUGUUAAAGAAGAUAUUAAUAUGAUACAAUGUUUAAAUGAUUUUGAAGCUCAAGCGAAAUGUAAAUAUGAAGGAGAACAUGGUGAAAUAAGACCACGUACACCACCAGCAGAAGAGUUAUGCCCAAAUUUAACAAACCCCAAGCAAUUAUCCCAUCAAUAUCAAGACCCAAAGAUAUUUAAUAAAGAAAACGAAAAACAAAUGAAGUAG
Molecule: messenger RNA, 1884 nt
Organism: Eufriesea mexicana
Lineage: Eukaryota; Metazoa; Arthropoda; Insecta; Hymenoptera; Apidae
Product: EF-hand domain-containing protein 1
Exons: 5
Coding region: 1-1884 (627 amino acids)
Biological process (GO): cilium-dependent cell motility; mitotic spindle organization; mitotic cytokinesis
Cellular component (GO): axoneme; mitotic spindle
Molecular function (GO): alpha-tubulin binding
Source: RefSeq, a predicted model, not a curated record